Onychostoma macrolepis is the source of this 1744-nucleotide messenger RNA. RefSeq names its product chromosome alignment-maintaining phosphoprotein 1-like. NCBI's taxonomy places the organism in Eukaryota, Metazoa, Chordata, Actinopteri, Cypriniformes, Cyprinidae. The transcript is spliced from 3 exons. The coding region runs from base 1 to 1254 and encodes 417 amino acids. The record is from RefSeq and is a predicted model, not a curated record.
AUGACUGUUGGUUCAGCGUUUACUGUGGGUGUCGAGGAGGAAUGCAACACCGCACUCUCUCGUUGGAUAGCAGCCACACUGGAGCAGACACACCAAGUGGCAGCGACAGCGAAGCCCUCACAGCAGCACGACGCAACUGCUCGUCCAGAGUCACAGCAGCACGACGCAACUGCUCGUCCAGAGUCACAGCAGCACGACGCAACUGCUCGUCCAGAGUCACAGCAGCACGACGCAACUGCUCGUCCAGAGUCACAGCAGCACGACACAACUGCUCGUCCAGAGUCACUUCACGUCUCAGCUAAUCUCCUAAAGUCAAGUCACAUCACAGCUGCUCGUCCAGAGUCAUUUCAUGUCUCAGCUGAUCUCCUAAAGUCAAGUCACGUCACAGCUGCUCGUCCAGAGUCACAGCAGCAUGACACAGCUGCUCGUCCAGAGUCACAGCGUCACGUCUCCGCUGACCUUCCAGAGUCACAGCGUCACGUCUCCGCUGACCUUCCAGAGUCACAGCGUCACGUCUCCGCUGACCUUCCAGAGUCACAGCGUCACGUCUCCGCUGACCUUCCAGAGUCACAGCGUCACGUCUCCGCUGACCUUCCAGAGUCACAGCGUCACGUCUCCGCUGACCUUCCAGAGUCGGGUCACAUCCGGGCUGACACACUCAGAUCAUCAAGGUCCCAGGCUCUGCUGUGGGUUCCUGAUCCGUCGUGGUGGGCUCCUGCUCUAUCUGCGCCACUGUGGUGGUCUUCGGGUCCGUCUGCUCCGCUCUGGUGGUCUUCUGCUCCACCUGUUCCACCCGCUCCGCUGUGGUGGUCCACUAUCUGGCUCUGGUGGUCUUCUGCGCCGCCCUGGUGGGCUCAACCUCCGUCUGGUCCGCCCUGGUGGGCUCAACCUCCGUCUGGUCCGCCCUGGUGGGCUCAACCUCCGUCGGCUCCGCCCUGGUGGGCUCAACCUCCGUCGGCUCCGCCCUGGUGGGCUCGUGUUCUGUCGGCUCCGCCCUGGUGGGCCCCAGUCCCGCCUGCUCCGCCCUGGUGGGCUCCAGUCCCGUCCUCUCUGCCCUGGCUUCCUGCUCUGCCGGCUCUACCUCGGUCCCAGAUCACUCCGCUGCCACAAGGACCUGGCCCUCCAUCCCUCCCCCUGUUCCGCCUCCGCUCCACCUCCCUCCUGAUUAUAGACUGUGUGGAGCGUCUGGAAGCCGCUCUUUGGGGGGGGGCUCUGUCACGAAUCUGGUCUGCACUCCCGUUCAUUCACCACUAGAGGUCACCCGCUCACCACAUGGACUUUCACACCACACAUCACAUGGACUGCAUUUCCCAUCAGCCAUCUCACCAAUCACACGCACACAGCUGUCACCAAUCACUCAUUGCACUAAUCACACGCACACCUGAUCACACAGCAUCACUAAUCACACACACUAUUUCAACCCUGGACAUUCUCUCCCUCGUUGCCGAGUAUUGUACGCAUUAUCGCUGCUCUACGGAGCCCCGUUUGUUUCCCUAGUUUUGCCUCGCCUCGCCUUUGUUGGAUUGUGUUUUCCCCUGCCUGGACUAUCGCUGAUGUUUUGACUACCUCUCCUGUCUCGCCCCCUUGGAUACUGUUCGCCAAUCAUCGACCCACGCUUGUCUUAGUUCACUCUUCGUCUCGUCCAUGUUAUACCUGUUUGCUAUUGUUUGACCCUGCCUGUACGACCACGUCUCUGCUUAUUAAUAAAGUCUGCAAAUGGAUCCGCACGCCUCUCGUCUCGUCA